GCGCGCUCCCGCCGCCAGCGUGCGCGCUCCGGAAACAGGCGGUGACGCGACGCUGGUGGGGGCUGUUUGGGGGUGCGGCUCCGGGAAGCCGGCCGGCCGUUGCUGCUGUCUCGCCGCGGUGGCCGUGAUGUUGCCCGCUGGCGAUCCCCCGCUCCCGGGAGCCCCGGCCGGCCAAGCAGGAGGGCUCUAACUCCAUGAGGACCCCAGCAUUAUUUCUGUAAUUGUUUGUGAGAAGGACUGACUCCCAGAGCAUUGCCUUGUCGCUGACCUUUCAGUAUGGGGAGGAUUGGCAUCUCCUGUCUUUUUCCUGCUUCUUGGCAUUUUAGCAUAUCUCCAGUGGGGUGUCCUCGAAUUCUGAACACCAAUUUACGCCAAAUAAUUGUCAUUAGUGUCCUGGCCGCUGCUGUUUCACUUUUAUAUUUUUCUGUUGUCAUAAUUCGAAAUAAAUAUGGGCGACUAACCAGAGACAAGAAAUUUCAAAGGUACCUGGCACGAGUUACCGACGUUGAAGCUACAGACACCAAUAACCCCAAUGUGAACUAUGGGAUCGUGGUGGACUGUGGGAGCAGCGGGUCUCGAAUAUUUGUCUAUUGCUGGCCAAGGCAUAAUGGCAAUCCACGUGAUCUGUUGGAUAUCAGGCAAAUGAGGGAUAAAAACCGAAAGCCAGUGGUCAUGAAGAUAAAACCUGGCAUUUCAGAAUUUGCUACCUCUCCAGAGAAAGUCAGUGAUUACAUUUCUCCACUAUUGAACUUUGCUGCAGAGCACGUACCACGGGCAAAACACAAAGAGACUCCCCUCUACAUUCUCUGCACGGCUGGAAUGAGAAUCCUCCCGGAAAGCCAGCAGAAAGCCAUUUUGGAAGACCUUCUGACCGAUAUCCCUGUGCACUUUGACUUUCUGUUUUCUGACUCUCAUGCAGAAGUCAUUUCUGGGAAACAAGAAGGUGUGUAUGCUUGGAUUGGCAUUAAUUUUGUCCUUGGACGGUUUGAGCAUAUUGAAGAUGAUGAUGAGGCAGUUGUGGAAGUUAACAUUCCUGGAAGUGAAAGCAGCGAAGCCAUUGUCCGUAAAAGGACAGCGGGCAUUCUCGACAUGGGUGGCGUGUCGACUCAGAUAGCGUACGAAGUCCCCAAAACUGUAAGCUUUGCGUCCUCACAGCAGGAGGAAGUAGCUAAAAACUUGUUAGCUGAAUUUAACUUGGGAUGUGAUGUUCACCAGACUGAGCAUGUUUAUCGAGUCUAUGUGGCCACGUUUCUUGGGUUUGGUGGCAAUGCUGCUCGACAGAGGUACGAAGACAGAAUAUUUGCCAACACCAUUCAAAAGAACAGGCUCCUGGGUAAACAGACUGGUCUGACUCCUGAUAUGCCGUACCUGGACCCCUGCCUACCCUUAGACAUUAAAGAUGAAAUCCAGCAAAAUGGACAAACCUUUUAUCUACGAGGGACUGGAGACUUUGACCUGUGUCGAGAGACUAUCCAGCCUUUCAUGAAUAAAACAAACGAGACCCAGACUUCCCUCAAUGGGAUCUACCAGCCUCCAAUUCACUUCCCGAACAGUGAAUUCUAUGGCUUUUCUGAAUUCUACUACUGCACCGAGGAUGUGUUACGCAUGGGCGGAGACUACAAUGCUGCUAAGUUCACUAAAGCUGCAAAGGAUUAUUGUGCAACAAAGUGGUCCAUUUUGCGAGAACGCUUUGACCGAGGACUGUAUGCCUCUCAUGCUGACCUCCACAGGCUUAAGUAUCAGUGCUUCAAGUCUGCAUGGAUGUUUGAGGUGUUUCAUCGGGGCUUUUCGUUUCCUGUCAACUAUAAAAACCUAAAGACUGCCUUGCAAGUUUAUGACAGGGAGGUUCAGUGGACCCUUGGAGCCAUCCUCUACAGGACCCGUUUUCUACCAUUAAGAGACAUCCAGCAGGAGGCCUUCCGGGCCAGUCACACCCACUGGCGGGGCGUCUCCUUUGUCUACAACCACUACCUGUUCUCUGGCUGCUUCCUGGUGGUGCUGCUGGCCAUCCUGCUGUACCUGCUGCGGCUGAGGCGCAUCCACCGGCGCACUCUCCGGAGCAGCUCGGCCGCCACCCUCUGGAUGGAGGAGGGUCUUCCCGCCCAGAACCCGGCCGGGACCUUGUGAUCCGGCUCACAGCUCCACGAAGACACGAAAGGAAAAGCCAUUUUUGCCUCAGGGUUUCUCCUCUUUCUUUUCCUCUGGUUUUGUUUUUUCUUUCCCUUUUUUGUUCCUCUAAAGAAAAACAAAAUCCAUUGUUUGUAAGCCCUGCUGACUAGAAGUACUGUGUUUGGCCACUUUAGGUAAAGCUUUAAAUUGAGGAGUGGGGAAGAGGGAAAUUCACUUGAUUUUUGCUGCAUAGGAUAUCUGCCAAAAAUAAAUGAGAUUUCUGGGGUUU
Molecule: messenger RNA, 2398 nt
Organism: Saimiri boliviensis boliviensis (Bolivian squirrel monkey)
Lineage: Eukaryota; Metazoa; Chordata; Mammalia; Primates; Cebidae
Gene: ENTPD4
Product: ectonucleoside triphosphate diphosphohydrolase 4
Biological process (GO): CTP metabolic process; UDP catabolic process
Cellular component (GO): membrane; Golgi apparatus
Molecular function (GO): UDP phosphatase activity; GDP phosphatase activity; ribonucleoside triphosphate phosphatase activity
Source: RefSeq, a predicted model, not a curated record